AUGAAACCAUCGGCCUCUUUGGAUACUUGGAGGGGCUAUUUUCAUCGAGGAGAUUCUGAUAUCUUUGGGAUCAUCGAGCAUGCCAUUAUGGUCGCUGCCACUGAUUCCCCAGUGGAGCUCAAAUCCAGGAGAGACGCAAUCAUCGAGCUUCUCUUGAGAUAUGACCAGCCCGAUCUGUCUAAAGCUGGUGACAAAGAGACCAACAAUAGCCGUAAGACCGUGGAGACAGAUGAUGGUGGUCAUGAAGAAGAUGAGGCGAAAUUGAACGUUAAUCAAAUUGUUGAUGAGGUCAUGAGGAUCAAAGAUAUCUUGUUGAACAAACAUGUUGAGCCAUCUGUGUUAUUCAAAUCCCUGACAAAGCUUGCCUCCAUGUCUAUCAGCCUGGAUCUUAUUAAGGGUAGUGAAAUCGGAAAGGCUGUUAAUCGCUUGAGGAAACAUGGUUCCGAUAAUAUUAGCAAACUUGCAAAGACUCUUAUUAAAAAGUGGAAAGAGAUGGUGGACCAAUUGUUAAACAUACCUAAGGAAGUUGCUGGUAAUAGCUCUCCCUUUAUGUAG
This is a messenger RNA of Brassica napus (rape), 555 nucleotides long. Its product is annotated as probable mediator of RNA polymerase II transcription subunit 26a. The coding region runs from base 1 to 555 and encodes 184 amino acids. The record is from RefSeq and is a predicted model, not a curated record. The transcript has 4 exons. Gene Ontology annotation, cellular component: nucleus. Lineage: Eukaryota; Viridiplantae; Streptophyta; Magnoliopsida; Brassicales; Brassicaceae.